This is a messenger RNA of Sparassis crispa, 732 nucleotides long. RefSeq names its product Probable xyloglucan-specific endo-beta-1,4-glucanase. Gene Ontology annotation, biological process: polysaccharide catabolic process. The transcript is spliced from 9 exons. Gene Ontology annotation, molecular function: cellulase activity. The coding region runs from base 1 to 732 and encodes 243 amino acids. The record is from RefSeq and is a predicted model, not a curated record. NCBI's taxonomy places the organism in Eukaryota, Fungi, Basidiomycota, Agaricomycetes, Polyporales, Sparassidaceae.
AUGAUUUUGUCUCUCGUCUUUGUUUCUGCCCUCGCGGCUAUGGCGCGCGCAAGCACGACCAUUACCGGCCAGUACGACUGCGUGACCGGCGGCAACUACCAGCUGUGCAACAACCAGUGGGGUAUCUCGGACGGCACGGGCUCGCAGAACGCGACGCUCAUCAGCACAUCCGGGAAUACUAUCUCGUGGUCUACCACUUGGACGUGGGCGAAUAACCCGAACGACGUGAAGACCUACACCAACGUCGAGUCCACCACCGCGAAAGGCGUACUGCUUAGCGCCAUCACGUCCGUCCCGACCUCAUGGGACUGGGAGUAUGUCACGGAGUCUUCCGGAAUUCGUGCCGAUGUAUCCUACGACAUCUGGAUUGGCACCACCGCUAAUGGAGCGCAGGCGUCUUCCAGUUCUUCGUAUGAGAUCAUGAUCUGGCUCUCUGGUCUCGGCGGUAUCCAACCCGUCGGAUCGCUCAGCAAGAGCGGCGUCUCUCUCGCCGGCUACUCCUGGAACGUUUGGGAGGGCCCUAACUCCAACUGGGAGACGAUCUCCUUCGUCAGCGCCAGUGGGAACCUCACCAGCUUCAGCACGGACCUGAAUACAUUCUUCCAGUAUAUCAUUGAGAACUACGGCGUGUCGUCCUCUCUGUACUUGCAAGGCAUCGAGACCGGCACCGAGCCCUUUACAGGCUCCGCUGAGCUCCUCACAAACAGCUACAGCGUCUCCCUGAGCACUUAG